GACAUUUGGUAGUAUUUACUUUGCCAUUCUGUGUGCUUCUUCCUCUUGCCCCUUCUUGGAAGUCCCUCUUCCCAAAAACCAGGUGCUCUAAUGGCUACAGGACACCUCCACUCUCUCUCUUCUUUCUCUCUCUACUCCAACCUCGUUUAACCCGCUCACAGAUUCAACUUAACACCACCAUCACCAUCUCUCCAUGGAUCCAAUAAAAAUCAAUAUAUCCUCAGUUCUUUCAUGGAUUCCUUUAAACCAUCCAUCACCCAAACACACUCUCCAAUCCAUUUCAUAUUGAAAAAAUAUUGAUCAGAACACAGCUUUUGUCCAUCAAUUCAAAAUGGGUAUUCACCAAUUCCACUGAAACCAACAAUCACACACUGAAACACACAGUUAAUUGGUCGAAAAUGGAGGAGAGAAACAUACUGUUCGGGAAGUACGAGAUGGGGAGGCUAUUAGGCAAAGGCACGUUCGCAAAAGUUUAUUAUGGAAAAGAAAUCAUUUCCGGCGAGAGCGUGGCGAUCAAGGUGAUCAAGAAGGAUCAGGUGAAGAAGGAGUGCAUGAUGGAGCAGAUCCAGAGAGAGAUCUCCGUCAUGAGGCUGGUCCGCCACCCCAACGUGGUGGAGCUGAGGGAAGUAAUGGCCACCAAGACCAAGAUCUUCGUGGUCAUGGAGUACGUCAGAGGCGGCGAGCUCUUCGCCAAGGUUGUCAGGGGCCGACUCAAGGAGGACUUAGCGCGCAAAUACUUCCAGCAGCUCAUUAGUGCUGUGGAUUACUGUCACAGCCGCGGUGUGUCACACCGCGACCUCAAACCGGAGAACCUCCUGGUUGAUGAAAACGAGAACCUCAAGGUCUCCGAUUUCGGGCUCACCGCCCUCCCCGAGCAGCAGCGUCAGGACGGGCUCCUACACACUCAGUGUGGGACCCCGGCCUACGUUGCUCCCGAAGUCCUAAAAAGGAAGGGCUACGAUGGAUCCAAAGUGGACAUAUGGUCUUGUGGAGUCAUACUAUAUGUCCUCCUUGCAGGGUUUCUUCCCUUUCAGGAUGAGAAUCUCAUGAACAUGUACAAGAAAAUCUUCCAGGGUGCCUAUGAUUGUCCUCCUUGGUUUUCUCCGGAGGCGAAACGGUUGAUAUCCAAGCUUUUGGUGGUGGAUUCCAACCGGAGGAUCACAAUUCCGGCCAUAAUGCGUGCGCCUUGGUUUAGAAAAGGCCUUUCGGCAUCCCUGAACACCUUUUCUAUUCAUGACAAGUUGGAAGAAAAGGAGGAAUUGUUGAAAUCGUCUUCGUCGUCGCCGGCAUUUUUCAAUGCGUUCGAGUUCAUUUCCUCGAUGUCGUCCGGGUUUGACUUGUCGAGCUUGUUCGAGAGUAAGAGGAAGACCGGGUCCAUGUUCACGUCGAGGUGCUCGGCCACGGCGAUCAUGGCGAGGAUCGAGAAGGCGGCGAAGGGGCUGAGUUUUGGGGUUGUGAAGGUGAGGGAUUUCAAGGUGAGGUUGCAUGGACCGUCGGAGGGCCGGAAAGGGAGGUUGGCGGUGACGGCGGAGGUGUACGAGGUGGCGCCGGAGGUCGCCGUCGUCGAAUUUUCCAAGUCCUCCGGAGACACUUUGGAAUAUGCCAAGUUCUGUGAAGAGGACGUUAGACCUGCCUUGAAAGAUAUUGUUUGGACAUGGCAAGGAGAAAAUGUGUGUAGCAAUGAUAGUAACGGUAACCAUAACGGUAAUGGUAAAGUUGACGGGACAACCAUGACAUAAGACAAAGCCUCAAAUUAAUCCUAGCUUUUUUUUAAAUUACAUGUUUGCCUUUUGUAGUUCCUUGUUUUUGAGUUUGUUUUAGUUUUGCAAAACGAUGGGUUAAUAUGAUUUGUAAAUGAUACAGUAUGUGAUAGUGAACAUGAAUUUGAUUACAAAGAUACAAAGUCUGAUGAGGAGUUAAUUUUUACACAA
Messenger RNA from Cornus florida, 1931 nucleotides. Its product is annotated as CBL-interacting serine/threonine-protein kinase 25-like. The coding region runs from base 399 to 1739 and encodes 446 amino acids. The transcript has a single exon. The record is from RefSeq and is a predicted model, not a curated record. NCBI's taxonomy places the organism in Eukaryota, Viridiplantae, Streptophyta, Magnoliopsida, Cornales, Cornaceae. Gene Ontology annotation, biological process: signal transduction; protein phosphorylation. Gene Ontology annotation, molecular function: protein kinase activity; ATP binding.